AUGCUGAUAGGGCAGCAGCACGGCCGCUUCCCCGCGCCACUGCUGCUGACGGCGUUCCACUUCGCCCAGCAGGCGCUCAUGGCCUCCGCGCUGCUCCACUCCGCCUUCCCCUCCGCCCUGCCGCCCCUCCCCCUCUCCUCCCGCGACUACUGCCUCCGAGUCAUUCCCACAGCGGUGGCAACAGCAGUGGACAUCGCUCUCUCCAAUCAGUCCCUCGCUUAUAUCACACUCACCUUCUACACCAUGGUACGAGCCUGCUUGUCCCUCCCUGCUUGUCCCUCCCUGCUGCGCGUAGCCUUAUCUUCCGAGGCGUUUCGUUUCGAUGCGUUUUACAGUUUUCUCAAGGAAGUCCAGAGCUGUCAAAUGGCAUCUCUCUACUGCAAAGGCCGCGCCCGUGUGUUCCUGCUGCUCUGCCUCUGCUUCCGAUCCACUCACAAUGUCCUCCACGUGUCGCCUUGCUGCACUGCACUGCCCAUGCCAUGCCCCCAUGCCACCCUAUGUCACGCCCACGCCACGGGCGGCAGGCUGGAGCCUAUCAGCUUUCGUCUCAUCGGCGUCAUGAUGGUCAUCUCUGUGGGCGUGCUCUUCACAGUGGCGGGCGAGGCAUCGUUCCACCUGUGGGGAUUCGUACUCGUCAUGCUCUCCGCCAUGGCAUCUGGCCUGCGAUGGGUGCUCAUUCAAGUGCUGCUGCAGGUGAGCCCACCCUCUCGUCUCCCAGAAAGAUCGCCUUGGUAUGCUCUCUAUCCCCAAACCCCGCCCGCCCUUUAUCUCCGCUACGCUUCCUUUCCCUAUUUUUCUACUGCACUUCCCUCGUAUUUCCCUGCUUCCGUUUCUCCUGUUCAUGGCCCCGUGUGUUGUGUGCUGCACGGUCCUCCUACUCGCCUCUUGUACUCCCAUCAUGCCCUGCAUCUCACCCUCCCCACUCCCUCGCCCUCUUUUGCAGGUCUGAGCAGCCCGCUGGUAUCUCUGGCUUACAUCACGCCCCCCAUGGCCGUCACCUGCGGUCUCUUCUCCCUCGCCCUCGAGCCACUCGCCUCGCUGCCCUCCUCGUCUUACUUCUCCCCGCCCUCGCACCUUGCACCCACCAUGCUGCUUCUGCUGCUGGGAGGGGUGCUCGCGUUUCUCAUGGUAAAUCUUAGGCAAUUCGCUGCCGCUGCUCGUUUGCGGCCAUUGUGCUCGCUCAUUCCUGCUGCUGCUGCUCUUCAUGCUCUUCAGAUCAUGUCGGAGUUUCUGCUCAUCCUGCACACCAGCGCCGUCACCUUCUCUGUGGCUGGCACUGUCAAGGAAGGCGCCACCAUCCUGUUGUCUCACCAGGCGCCUGCGCUCCUACAUGCCUACUUUCAACUGCGCCCCUCCCCACUCCACCACCAGGUGUCCCAUCUGGUGUUCUCUGAUCGCUUCACGCGUGUCAACCUGGUGAGCGUGCUCAUCAUCAUGGUCGGCGUCUCACUCUCCCGUCCAACCACUUGCAACCCUCCACGCUCCCCUCCCUCUCCCUCCUACGCCCAGGUGUCCCAUUUGGUGUUCUCCGAUCGCUUCACGCGUGUGAACCUGGUGGGCGUGCUCAUCAUCAUGGUCGGCGUCUCACUCUUCAACCUGCACAGGUAA
Messenger RNA from Closterium sp. NIES-65, 1608 nucleotides. Lineage: Eukaryota; Viridiplantae; Streptophyta; Zygnematophyceae; Desmidiales; Closteriaceae. The record is from the annotation of a GenBank genome assembly.